Messenger RNA from Aspergillus alliaceus, 2680 nucleotides. Its product is annotated as ATP-dependent 6-phosphofructokinase. Gene Ontology annotation, cellular component: mitochondrion; cytoplasm; 6-phosphofructokinase complex. The record is from RefSeq and is a predicted model, not a curated record. Gene Ontology annotation, biological process: fructose 1,6-bisphosphate metabolic process; canonical glycolysis; fructose 6-phosphate metabolic process. NCBI's taxonomy places the organism in Eukaryota, Fungi, Ascomycota, Eurotiomycetes, Eurotiales, Aspergillaceae. Gene Ontology annotation, molecular function: ATP binding; AMP binding; identical protein binding. The transcript has 4 exons. The coding region runs from base 158 to 2518 and encodes 786 amino acids.
AGCAAUUGCUGACAUUCGACGGAUCACACCGGAAGAUCAACCCUGGAGGUUCAUUGUCGGCAGUUUAACUUAUAUGGGAAUAUCCUUCUCCUUAGUCAUAUAAUAAACAUCUGGAUCCAACUAUAAGUAGAAGUUUUUCUAGGGAAUUGUCAUCUGCAUGAUGGCUACGACACACGCCCCCGCGGAGCCCCCCAAGCGCCGCCGCAUCGGUGUCUUGACCUCCGGUGGUGAUGCUCCCGGCAUGAACGGUGCCGUCCGGGCCGUUGUCCGUAUGGCUAUCUACUCCCAGUGCGAGGCCUACGCCGUCUACGAAGGUUACGAGGGUUUGGUCCAUGGAGGCGAUAUGAUCCGUCAGGUACAUUGGGAAGAUGUCCGUGGCUGGCUCUCCCGUGGUGGUACCCUGAUUGGUUCCGCUCGUAGCAUGGCUUUCCGGGAACGCGCCGGUCGUCUGAAGGCCGCGAAGAACAUGGUUAUUCGGGGUAUUGAUGCCCUUGUGGUUUGCGGCGGUGAUGGAAGUUUGACUGGUGCCGACCUUUUCCGUUCCGAAUGGCCUGGUUUGCUGGAGGAGCUGGUCAAGACGGGCGAAUUGACCGAGGAACAGAUCGUCCCGUACAAGGUGUUGAACAUUGUGGGCCUGGUGGGUUCUAUCGAUAACGAUAUGUCCGGCACAGACGCUACCAUCGGCUGCUAUUCUUCCCUCACUCGUAUCUGCGAUGCGGUCGACGAUGUUUUCGAUACUGCCUAUUCCCACCAGAGAGGCUUCGUCAUUGAAGUCAUGGGACGUCACUGCGGUUGGUUGGCCUUGAUGUCAGCUAUUAGCACUGGCGCAGACUGGCUCUUCAUCCCCGAGAUGCCUCCCCGAGAAGGCUGGGAAGAUGACAUGUGUUCUAUCAUCACCAAGAACCGCGAAGAACGAGGCAAGCGAAGGACGAUUGUCAUAGUGGCCGAGGGUGCUCACGACCGGCAACUCAACAAGGUGUCGAGCAGCAAGAUCAAGGACAUACUGACCAACCGACUGGGUCUGGACACGAGGGUGACUGUUCUGGGUCAUACCCAACGUGGAGGAGCAGCAUGUGCCUAUGACCGUACCCUCUCGACUUUGCAGGGUGUGGAGGCUGUUCGCGCUGUUUUGGAUAUGAAGCCGAACUCCCCAUCUCCGGUCAUCACCGUCCGCGAGAACAAGUUGCUGCGUACCCCGUUAAUGGAUGCCGUCAAGGCCACUAAGGAAGUUGCCGAUCUCAUUCAUGAGCGGAAGUUCGAUGAGGCUAUGCACCUGCGUGACUCGGAGUUCAAAGAGUAUCAUUUCGCCUACAAGAACACUGCCACUCCCGACCACCCCAAGCUGAUCCUUCCAGAAAACAAGCGCAAGCGCAUUGCCAUCAUCCAUGUUGGUGCCCCUGCCGGAGGUAUGAACCAGGCCACCCGCGCGGCCGUCGCCUACUGCCAGACUCGUGGACACACUGCCCUUGCCGUUCACAACGGUUUCCCCGGCCUCUGCCGGCACCAUGCAGACACCCCGGUUAGCUCUGUGCGCGAGGUUUCUUGGGAAGAGCAGGAUACCUGGGUCAACGAGGGUGGUUCGGAUAUCGGAACAAACCGAAGUCUGCCGUCGGAGGACUACGAGACUACUGCCAAGUGCUUUGAGAAGUACAAGUUCGACGGACUGUUUGUGGUUGGUGGUUUCGAGGCUUUCACAGCCGUUAGUCAGCUGCGCCAGGCCCGCGAAAAAUACCCUGCCUUCAAGAUUCCCAUGGUCGUCUUGCCGGCUACCAUCUCCAACAACGUGCCGGGUACCGAAUACUCUCUCGGUAGCGACACUUGCCUGAACACCCUCAUCGAGUUCUGCGAUGCUAUCCGACAGUCCGCAUCGUCCUCCCGCCGCCGUGUCUUCGUCGUUGAAACCCAGGGUGGUAAGUCCGGUUACAUCGCCACGACAGCUGGUCUCUCGGUGGGCGCCUCAGCCGUUUACAUUCCCGAGGAAGGCAUUGAUAUCAAGAUGUUGUCACGCGAUAUCGACUUCCUGCGCAACAACUUCGCCCACGACAAGGGUGCCAACCGUGCUGGAAAGAUCAUCCUCCGCAACGAGACCGCCUCCAGCACCUACACCACACAAGUGAUCGCGGAUAUGAUCAAGGAGGAAGCCAAGGGCCGCUUCGAGUCCCGCGCCGCGGUCCCCGGUCACUUCCAGCAGGGUGGCAAGCCCUCUCCGAUGGAUCGGAUCCGUGCCCUGCGCAUGGCGAUCAGAUGCAUGCAGCACAUCGAGGGCUACGCCGACAAAACCCCCGAUGAGAUCGCCGCCGACGAGCUUUCUGCGUCCGUCAUCGGCAUCAAGGGAUCCCAGGUUCUCUUCUCGCCCAUGGGCGGCGCCACCGGCCUGGAGGCGACCGAAACCGACUGGGCCCGCCGUCGCCCCAAGACCGAAUACUGGCUCGGGUUGCAGGACACAGUCAACAUUUUAUCCGGACGUGCUAGCUUCAGCGCUGGCAAGACAAGCUGGUCCUGCUAUGAGAAUUGUUAAGCGUUGUGACAAGAACAACAACCACUUGCACUGUGAUGGGCGUUAAUGAGUUUGGUGGGUAGAAAUCCGCUGCGGUUCGGAAAGAUAGGUCUCUUCAUCUCUUUACACGUUCGACCUGGAAAGAACGGAAUGAGUUUCAAGAUGCAGUGAUGGCUGCUACGU